Molecule: messenger RNA, 4827 nt
Organism: Coregonus sp. 'balchen'
Lineage: Eukaryota; Metazoa; Chordata; Actinopteri; Salmoniformes; Salmonidae
Source: the annotation of a GenBank genome assembly
AGUUUUUUCGCCGGUAGUCAGAACGAAAACUGGAGAGACCUAUUGACACAUAAGGACCACACACUCAAAGAUCGUAACGCUUGGGAAAUCAUCAUGGGCAGUGAGUAUCCCCCAGAAUAAAGUAGCUAGCUAAAGUAAAGGACGAUUUCACAUAAUCAGGGAACUUUUGAUUAAUGAGAUGCAAGCGAUGUAAUUUUUAAAUGAUUGGAUCUCUGAAGGCCAUUUUCAUUGAAGCUACAGCUAACUAGCUAACUUUUAGCUAGCUGGACGACAAGUGCUCUUUGUUUCAAGCAUAUGUUUAACUCCUGUCUUUAACAGCAAUGUCGGCAAUAAAAUGGCUAGUUUUGUCAGUUGUCAAGAAUAUGACGUUUAAAGGUGCGAGCUAGCUAGCUAGCUAGCUAGCUAGCGCGUUAGCUGUCAGUGUAACUUGCUAGCUAGCUAGCAAGCUUGCUAACGUUAGCUGUACAGAUGUGUUAACUACUUUUUAUUAUGUACAGUCAGCUAACGUUACAUAUAUAACUAUAUCAUAUCAACCAGUGUUACAUGGUAAUUGAUAUCUCGGAGCUUGAUAACUUUACAAGUUAGCUAGAAUGCAGUACUUAUCUAGCUAAUAUAGCUAGCUAUAUAUUGGAUGCAUACAGGCACAUCCAGACUAGUGAUGACGACGCAUAGCUAACAGCCAGUGUUUGACACACAGGUUUAAAUAUCUCGUAUCAUAAGCAGUAAAUGUUUACUGAAACACAUUUGCUAGUAUGAAAAUGUUUUAAAUUGGAUUAACAAUUGUGUAUAGUAAGAUCUGUUUUCAUAGUGAAUUCGCUUAGUUUAUAGCCAAAGAUCCAAUCCGCUAUGAAUGUACCGUUAUGCCACGUCCACCUAUAAAUAGUUAUGUCAUUCACUGGCCUUGAUUGAUGUUUAUUAUGGCGAGUCUAUUGAAUAACAUCCCUCCUUUUGCCUGUUUUUCAGUCAAAUUCCUGGAGGUAAUAAAGCCAUUCUGCGCCGUCUUACCUGAAAUCCAGAAACCUGAAAGAAAGGUACAGUAUUUACUUUAUGAAGACAAGUAUGUUUUACUUUCAACUUUAUAAACCUCUGUUCCUGCUUCCAUGUCUCACUGUAAUUGCUGUGUUCAACAGAUCCAGUUCAGAGAGAAGGUACUAUGGACAGCCAUCACUCUCUUCAUUUUCCUCGUGUGCUGCCAGGUAAAUAUCAGCCAUUUUGUUCACACAACACUCUCUUUUCUAGCAUUUGAAACUGGUAUAAUAAAUACUUUCACACCUGAAUGUCUGUCACCUCUAUCUUCCAGAUUCCCCUGUUUGGCAUCAUGUCCUCAGACUCUGCAGAUCCCUUCUACUGGAUGAGAGUCAUUCUGGCCUCCAACAGAGGUGGGUUGUCACUUUUGCAAUGUAGAGACAAGUGAAUAAAUGAAUGGCUCUGUGAACUCAUAAAUCAAUCAAGGGACAUGGCAAUGAAUGAGUCAAUUAGUAACUGAGUGUGUGAAUUGAUAAAGUGUUGAGUGAAUGCUGAGUUAAUCAAUAGGAGUGAUAACUUUAUCUCUGACUUAAAUGGGUGAUUGGUAUUAUUUCCGAUUGAAUGGCUGAACAUCUGUAUACCUCUGCUCUCCUGUUAACAUCCCCUGGGUCUCUCCUGUCCAUCCAGGUACCCUGAUGGAGCUGGGUAUCUCUCCCAUAGUCACCUCUGGCCUAAUCAUGCAGCUCCUGGCCGGGGCUAAGAUCAUUGAGGUGGGAGACACCCCCAAAGACAGGGCCCUCUUCAACGGAGCACAGAAAUGUAAGACCACAAGCCCCACUUCUUGAUCUUAGUUUGACUUAAUUUUGUCAAGUUUAAGCAUUAGUGUGAAUGAGGCCAUAUAAUUUCUAACCCCUUGCUAUCUCCUACAGUGUUUGGUAUGAUCAUCACCAUUGGUCAGGCCAUUGUGUAUGUGAUGACUGGAAUGUACGGAGAUCCCUCCGAUAUGGGCGCUGGGAUCUGUCUGCUCAUCAUCAUCCAGGUGAGCCCCCCCCCCUCUCCAAAACACUCCUUUCUUGCUACCUUUUCAGAGGUUAUAUAUAUGAAUCUGUAAGUGAUUGGAUAAUUUAAAGCGAGGUUCACAUCCAAAUUUUUUACCAAUCCAUUCCUCUCCGAUUUACUUCAAUGAAUGUAUGAAUAAAGGUUAUUUUUAAAGGAAGUCAAACAGGGCUCCAGUGUGAGUGGUUUGUCUCUGUGUCUCUAACCCACCUGUUUUCCCCCUCCAGCUGUUUGUGGCAGGUCUGAUCGUGCUGCUGCUGGAUGAGCUGCUGCAGAAGGGUUAUGGUCUGGGCUCUGGUAUCUCCCUGUUCAUCGCCACCAACAUCUGUGAGACCAUUGUCUGGAAGGCCUUCAGCCCCACGACUGUCAACACUGGCAGAGGUAAGACACCAGUCCAGAUGGCUGUGGGAGAAGGACAUUAGGACUCACAGGGGCUAAACUGGGGCACUGAAACUGAUGUGCCCUGUCUGGCUGUACAUUUAGGACAGACUUACUAAUUUCCACUAUCAGAGAUAAACAUACCUGGUUAUAUGCAAGUGGUAAUCCUAUAGAUGGCUCCUAUAGAUCGUGUUGGCCUUGAAAACCCCAGGGGUCAAGGUUAGGUCAGGUGGUCUCUAGAUGUGAGGCUGAUGUUUGAGUCUCUUGUGUUUAGGCACAGAGUUUGAAGGAGCCAUCAUUGCCCUCUUCCAUCUGCUGGCCACACGGACAGACAAGGUGCGCGCCCUGAGAGAGGCCUUCUACCGCCAGAACCUGCCCAAUCUUUUGAACCUCCUCGCUACCGUCUUCGUCUUUGGUGUAGUCAUAUACUUCCAGGUUAGUUACUGUCUUUCUUCUUUAAAACCUGUUAAAGGAGUUGAACACAUUUUGUUAUUGUCAGAGAAUUGGUCCCCCGAAAAACAACACAAUGCAGUAAUUUCUUUCUUUACCUUUUUAGUAAUGACCAAUUAGACUUUAUAUAUUUAUAAUAUGGGUAUGUUCUACCCUCUCUCACGUCUGUCUCUUCCUCCCGUCUCUCUAUAGGGCUUCAGGGUGGACCUGCCCAUCAAGUCUGCCCGUUACCGUGGCCAGUACAACACUUAUCCCAUCAAGCUCUUCUACACCUCCAACAUUCCCAUCAUCCUCCAGUCUGCCCUCGUGUCCAACCUGUACGUCAUCUCUCAGAUGCUCUCCACUCGCUUCAGUGGCAACUUCCUGGUUAACCUGCUGGGUACCUGGUCUGUAAGUACACACCAUUUUAAACAAUUUCCCUGAACUACCAUGUCUGAACUCUAAACUCAAGUUAACUACAUUUGGCAGGUUUGUCACAUUAACAUCAGCACAGUACCCUGCCCUGAACUUAAGUCACUGUUACUAGCCGGCUACCACCCAGUAUUCAACCCUGCACCUUAGACUGCUGCCCUAUCUACAUAGUCAUUGACCACUGGUCACUUUAAUAAUGUUUAAAUACUGUUUUACCCACUUCAUAUGUAUAUAAUGUAUUCUAGUCAAGGCUCAUCCUAUAUAACUACUGCUUUACACAACUUUUUAUAUUGAUAUACUGUCCAUAAUGUCUAUACACACCAUCAUAUACAUACAGUAUAUAUUUAUAUUCCGGACUCUGACAUUACUCUGACAUUAUUUUUGGGAUUUGCGUGUAUUGUUAGGUAUUACUGCAUUGUUGGAGCUAGGAACAUACACCCGUGAUAACAUCUGCAAAAUAUGUCUACACGACCAAUCAAAUUUGAUUCGAUUUGAACAUAUCCAGCAACACAUAAUGUAUGAGCUGACCAGACUUGUGUGUUUUGUAGGACACAUCGUCAGGCGGUCCAGCUCGUGCCUACCCAGUGGGUGGGCUCUGUUACUACUUCUCUCCCCCGGAGUCGUUUGGUUCGGUCCUAGAUGACCCCAUCCACGCUGCCAUCUACAUCUGCUUCAUGCUGGGCUCCUGUGCAUUUUUCUCCAAGACCUGGAUCGAGGUGUCUGGCUCCUCUGCCAAAGAUGUAAGUCCUUCUACCACAUGUGCUGUACAUUUGUUAAACUAUGUAAUUAUACAUUUAUAAUUUUGAUGUAGAAAUCUCCUUAACUAAACAUUUCUAUGGCUUUUGAGAGUAGCAGGUUUCAGAGGAACUGUAUAUGUGUAAUGUAAACCAUGAGUGUGUGUUUGCUCUCCCAGGUGGCUAAGCAGCUAAAGGAGCAGCAGAUGGUGAUGAGGGGACACAGAGAGACCUCCAUGGUUCAUGAACUCAACAGGUAAACAAUCUUAGCCAUCACUCUAACCUUUAGCCAUAACAAUCCUUGUCAUCGUAGCUUUAACAGGGUUUGAUGACACUUUUCCAAAUAAACUUUAUUCAGGUAAUGAUUGUUGCACUACUACUUGAGUUUGCCUUCUGUAUCAAGCUGAAAUCUUGCCUCUGUGUGUUCCAGGUACAUCCCCACAGCGGCGGCCUUUGGUGGUCUCUGUAUCGGUGGCCUUUCUGUCAUGGCGGACUUCCUGGGUGCUAUCGGCUCGGGCACAGGUAUCCUGCUGGCCGUCACCAUCAUCUACCAGUACUUUGAGAUCUUUGUCAAGGAGCAGAGUGAAGUGGGCAGCAUGGGAGCCCUGCUCUUCUAGACAGACACCUGGCUACAAUACCUGCUAUGUAACCACCCUCUUAAUGCACAUGGACAUGCCCCAGAUCAGACCAAGUCCUACCAACCUCUUAUUAUUCACAUUAUUUUAUGUCCAUUUAGAUUUUUUAAAUCUGCACAAUGAAUCUGUUCUCUCCUGUGUCAUUUUCCGGAUGCUUUCUGGCAUCUCCCCCUGACAUGGCCUACAGGAGGUUCAGC